CCAACCCAGGGAGCGAACCCACUUCUCUUGCAUUGGCAGGUGGAUUAUUUACCAGAGCCACCGGGGAAGCCCAGUGCUCUCAGAACAAGGUCCAGACUCCUUAGCCUGGCACUCAAGAUCCUUUGCAACCUGGCCUCAUUUCAACCACGCCGCCCCCUCCCCAGGGAAGCCACAGGCAGGGCCAGGCGUUUUCUGAACACAGACACCCACAAAUCCCCCAGCUUGGGAAGCCUGCAGCUCCUCACCUCUGUUUAGGGAUGUCCCAUUGCUCUCUGCCCAAGGCCAUGUUCAGGCUCCCUUCUCUUUCGACCUUUCACCUCUCCAGCCUCUCCAGGGUUCCGCCCCUGGGCGGGGGAGGGGAGGCCCUGCCUGCCACCCCACCCCCCCAUUCCAGCCAGGGGCUCAGGUCUCCAACAACAGAACCAGAGCCACUCAGCAACGCUGGAACCCAUUCGGGGGGGCCUGGGGCCCCUCGUCCCAAGCCGGGAGGGCUUUGGGGGAGGGGUGCGGCCCCUGGCAGACUCACCGUGUGGCCCAGGGGUCUGGGGGUUGCCAGGGAGGUGGGGACGAACCUUGCAGGGCAAGGCACGAGUGAGGUCCUCUUUCCCCCACUGUGGGGGCCUCGGGGCCAGUGUCGGGGCGGGAGGCCUCGGAGGCAGAGCCUGUGGAACAGGGGUGGCGGCAGGGCGGCGUCCAGAGGCAGGGGCACCAUGGCCACCAUCCAGUCGGAGACUGACUGCUAUGACAUCAUCGAGGUGCUGGGCAAGGGCACCUUCGGGGAGGUGGCCAAGGGCUGGCGGCGAAGCACAGGCGAGAUGGUGGCCAUCAAGAUCCUGAAGAACGACGCCUACCGCAACCGGAUCAUCAAGAACGAGCUGAAGCUGCUGAGAUGCAUGCGGGGCCUGGACCCCGAGGAGGCCCACAUCAUCCGCUUCCUCGAGUUCUUCCACGACGCCCUCAAGUUCUACCUGGUCUUCGAGCUGCUGGAGCAAAACCUUUUCGAAUUCCAGAAGGAGAACAACUUCGCGCCCCUCCCCGCCCGCCACAUCCGCACGGUCACCCUGCAGGUGCUCCGGGCCCUGGCCAGGCUCAAGGAACUAGCCAUCAUCCACGCUGAUCUCAAGCCCGAGAACAUCAUGCUGGUGGACCAGACCCGCUGUCCCUUCAGGGUCAAGGUGAUAGACUUCGGCUCAGCCAGCAUAUUCAGCGAGGUGCGUUACGUCAAGGAACCCUACAUCCAGUCCCGCUUCUACCGGGCCCCCGAGAUUCUACUGGGGCUGCCCUUCUGCGAGAAGGUGGACGUGUGGUCCCUGGGCUGCGUCAUGGCCGAGCUGCACCUGGGCUGGCCCCUCUACCCAGGCAACAAUGAGUACGACCAGGUGCGUUACAUUUGUGAGACGCAGGGCCUGCCCAAGCCUCACCUGCUGCAUGCCGCCCGCAAGGCCCACCACUUCUUCAAGCGCAACCCGCACCCCGACGCCGCCAACCCCUGGCAGCUGAAGUCCUCGGCUGACUACCUGGCUGAGACCAAGGUGCGCCCACUGGAGCGCCGUAAGUACAUGCUCAAGUCGCUGGACCAGAUCGAGACGGUGAACGGAGUCGGGGCGGCCAGUCGGCUGACCUUCCCGGACCGUGAGGUGCUGGCGGAGCACGCCGAUCUCAAGAGCAUGGUGGAGCUGAUCAAGCGCAUGCUGACCUGGGAGUCGCACGAACGGAUCAGCCCCAGCGCCGCCCUGCGCCACCCCUUCGUGUCCAUGCAGCAGCUGCGCAGCGCCCAUGAGACCACCCGCUACUACCAGCUCUCGCUGCGCAGCUGCCGCCUGUCCCUGCAGGUGGAGGGCAAGCCACCCACGUCGGUCUUGGCCGCCGCGGAAGAUGGGCCCCCCUACUACCGUCUGGCCGAGGAGGAGGUGGCCAUGGGCCUGGGCAGCACGGGGGGCAGCGGGCCCUUCUUCCGAGAGGAGAAGGCCCCCGGCAUGCAGAGGGCCAUCGAUCAGCUGGACGACCUGAGCCUGCAGGAGGUGGGGCGUGGGCUCUGGGGCGAGACCCAUGCCAAUGUGGUCCCCGACGUGCUGGCCCCGCUCAAGGCCGCCGCUGUGGGCCGUCGGCUGCCCGAGUCCAGCCCUGAGCCCAUCCUGGCCUUCUAUGGCAGCCGCCUGGUGGGCCGCCACAAGAUCCGCAAGCCACCGGCCGGCUCCAAGUCCGACUCCAACUUCAGCAACCUGAUCCGGCUGAGCCAGGCCUCACCCGAGGACGACGCCCCAUGCAGGGCCAGCGGCUGGGCAGAAGGAGAGCGCCUUGGGGCCUCUGCCGAGCCACCUGUCAUCCCGCAGCGUGACGGGGAUGGGCCAGACAUCAAGGACAUGGCCAUGGAUGCUGAGAGUCCAGGCCCUGAGCUCUUCGACCCCAACAGCUGUCCUGGGGAAUGGCUGAGUGAGCCAGACUGGACGCUGGAGGGCCUCAGGGGGCCACGGGUUCAGGGGCUCCCCCCACGCCAUGCCCACCCACAUGGUCCACCCCGGGCUACCAGCUUUCUGCAGCACGUUGGCGGGCACCACUGAUGGGUGACCCCACCCCUGCCCAUCGCUGGGGGCUGCGCUGAUGGGGCUGGCAACCCCUUUCUCAGAGCCAUCCCCUGAACCGACAAAUUAUUCUUACAGAAAGAUAGUUAUCCAGAAAUUCCCCAUCCCCCCCCGCCGCCCAUGGUGCAUGUCUGCACACACACCCCGAACACAGAAGGGUUUUGGGGUCUGACCUGUGGCCCCCUGGGCCAGAGGUAUGCAAGAAGGGGGGGCUUCACCCCACUGGCCCUGAGCACACCCUUGGCCCUGCCGUCUGUUUAUUUCAAUAAAGAACUGUUAAGCA
Messenger RNA from Capra hircus (goat), 2865 nucleotides. RefSeq names its product homeodomain interacting protein kinase 4 (gene HIPK4). Gene Ontology annotation, cellular component: cytoplasm; nucleus. The coding region runs from base 258 to 2561 and encodes 767 amino acids. Gene Ontology annotation, molecular function: protein tyrosine kinase activity; ATP binding; protein serine/threonine kinase activity. Gene Ontology annotation, biological process: peptidyl-serine phosphorylation; peptidyl-threonine phosphorylation. The record is from RefSeq and is a predicted model, not a curated record. The transcript has 4 exons. Lineage: Eukaryota; Metazoa; Chordata; Mammalia; Artiodactyla; Bovidae.